Messenger RNA from Macrobrachium nipponense, 3374 nucleotides. Its product is annotated as facilitated trehalose transporter Tret1-2 homolog. The coding region runs from base 816 to 2255 and encodes 479 amino acids. The record is from RefSeq and is a predicted model, not a curated record. Gene Ontology annotation, molecular function: transmembrane transporter activity. Gene Ontology annotation, biological process: transmembrane transport. Gene Ontology annotation, cellular component: membrane. Lineage: Eukaryota; Metazoa; Arthropoda; Malacostraca; Decapoda; Palaemonidae. The transcript is spliced from 6 exons.
CACAAACAUAUUUCUACAGAAACAUAGUAUACAUAUGUUGUAUAUUUGUAUACAUGUGUUUAUCUAAAAGGACAUUCUUGCACAUAAAUCAGAGACCUUAAUUUUUUAUGUAAAAUGAAAAACUGCUCGAUCGAAAUAACCCGGAAUUAUGAAAGCGGACUAUACAACUGAGUGCAACCUCGGUCAAGACAAAUUCGGUGCGUUCUAUUAUUCUGUGGUUAGCUUACUGAAUGAAUACAGAGAUCUUUAAUUUCAUUCAGUGAGCUCAAAAUUAACGGCACGAAUGUAGUAUGAAGGUGCAUAAGGAGAAAAGAAAAUAGUGCGUAGUAAAUGAAGAGAAACAAAUUCUCCCCUCGCUGCGCUGGUUGGAGGGGGGAAAAAUGAGAGAUGGAUCGAUGUCACGAGAGAGAAGAUUCUGUUUUGUUGCCGUGAUCUGGUUUCGCAGCAGUGUUAAGUCGAUGCAGUCUUUUGUCAAAAUAACACAAUUCUGUCGCCAACAGCACGAGUCUGGCCGUGUGAUAACGCCAAGAUUUAGAUAAAUAAAUGAUCCAUAAAAACAUACGUGGCAACUACAUGCAAGGAAAUGCAAAAAGAAUGCUACCUGUAGCUACACAACUGGCAACGUUAUUAUAAUUUUGUUUCCCGGUAGUGCAACACGGAAGCAGUUGGGGGCAAACUAAACACGACGUUUUUUCUUGGUGAACAGACGAACAAAAGGUUUAUUCAUGGGAACAUGAAACUAGUGCGACUUAGUAUAUAAGAACUUAGCAAUAUGUGUGUAUAGCAGGCAACCUUGUGUUUCUAGUGGCUGAGUAAUGAUUAAUCAGGAUAGUGACUUCUCUGUCAGUGUGGAAUCUUGCAAUGCACCAGAACUACAUCCCAAGAUGACGUCAGAGAUGGGCAGCGAGGUGGCCACUGCCAAGAAGGGCUUCCGGUUUCGUCAGGUGGUGAACCUGGCAACUGUGGCUUCCACAGCGGUCUUCAGCGGAAUGGUCAUCGGAUGGGCUGCCGUCCUCCCAAAAUUGGAGGAGGACACGUCGAAGUUUCGCGUCAAUAAGGAGCACGUCUCUCUUCUGGUCUCCUUUCUCCCCAUUUUGGGAAUCGCUACCUCUCUCGUGGCCAGUUCCCUGAUGGAGUGGCUUGGGCCCAGAAGGAUGAUCCUGUGUGCCAUCUUCCCCAUGCCAGGGUUUUGGCUGAUGAAGGCUUACUCUCCCUACUUGGCGCUCUUGUAUGUUGGCAGGGGUGGCCUGGCCAUCACCUCCAGCUUGAUUGGCACAGCCCUCCAGCCCCUGGUAGCCGAGCUCAGUCCUUCUAACAUCCGUGGGCUGGCUUCCUCGUCGGCCGAGAUCGUAGCAGCCAUUGGAGUGUUGGUGAGCUACCUGCUCGCCCAUUUUCUGCCGUGGGGGCUCGCCACAGCUGUGUCUGCUGUUCCUUGUUUGCCCAUUUUCCUUAUGCUGCUGACUGUCCCAGAGUCUCCAUAUUGGCUCAUAAGGCAAAACAAGUUAGAGGAGGCUGAACAGUCCUUGAAAAAUCUCGCAGCCAGUGGAACUGACGUGGCUGAACAACUCAACGCCAUUGCAGCUACUUCAGCACCUACUAAAGCAUCGUUCAAGUACCAGGCAUCUCAGCUGAAGAAGCAGCAAAAUAGACAACCAGUCCUACUCCUGUGGGUCAUGUUCAUUCUGAGAGAGCUCGGAGGGAAAAGCGCUCUCUUCUCUUACUCCGUGUACAUGUUCAGGCAAGCCAGAGUGGAAAUCGACCCGUUCGUGUGUACCAUACUGAUUGGCAUCAUCAGGGUUGUCGGGAACAUAGCCUCCGCCCUGACCAUGGACAGGAUAGGACGAAGGCCUUUCCUUAUGAUCAGCAGUUUCGUCUGCGGCAUCUCAAUCGGCAUGACGGGCUUGUUCCUCAUGUUGGAGCUCCCGGGGCAAUCUUGGAUGCCUCUCGUCCUCCUCCUGCUUUUCGUCGGGUCCUUCGGAAUAGGGCUGGGUCCCAUCCCGUGGAUAUACGUCGGAGAGUUGAUCCCGACUCCAGUCAGGUCCCUGGGAGCUUCUCUCAUCACGGCCACAUACAACCUGGUGAUAUUUGGUCUCAAUUACGCCUUCCUCAAGAUCAUCGCAGAACUAGAGCUGGGAACGACCCUGAUGAUAUUCAGCCUGCCAAAUUUCCUGGUGGUUCUCAUGGUCAGCUGUUGGUUUCCCGAGACCAGGGGCAAGUCUCUUCAAGAACUGGAAAAGGCGUUCAAGACAAAGUGAAACUAUUUAAUCAGUCAGCGUUGCUUUUGUAUGUUUUGUGCCAUUGGGGUUAAGAAGUGAACGAGAUCUCUGAUACUGAUAUAAGUGGGGAUACGUAAAAUAUGCCUUGAAUCAAGGCGUUCACUUAAAUCUUAGGUUUUUUUUAUGCCAUGUCAUUGCACUCUUGUGAGCUACGUAACAACUGUCAGAGGAGGUGAAUGAAAAGGAAUUUGAUUCAACACCGCAGCCCACAAGAAUACUGGUAUUUUUCAAAGUUAUGUGAUAUCUUGGUGAAAAGGAUAUCCCAUAGCAGAUUCGCAUCAACCGUGCAUUUGAUGUCUAGGCCAGUCCUUACGACGCUCCUCAUUGGCUGUUGAUAAGCUAAUCCCAGGGCUGGAAACUCUCAGUAUCUCUCGAGGUUUCACAUGGGUAGGAUCUAUGUUCCACUUUUCCUGAGGGAUACGUCUUUCAGGCGAGGCGGAACAUACAUCCUACCUAUGUGAACUCUCGAGAGAGACUGAGAGUUUCCAGCCCUGUGAUUGGCUUAUCAACAAUCAGGAGCAUCGUAAGGGACUGGCCUAGACAUCAAAUGCACGGCUGAUGUGAAUCUAAUAUAGUAACAUGAAUGGAAUAUUUCGAAAAUAUGAAUGAUAUGUUUCUGCUCCAUUAAGCUACCUGUUGGUCAAUGAAUUUUAACUUCAGCGUCAGAAAAUCCUGCUCUGCUAUUUCACAAAAUAUGAGCAGGAAUCACACAUGGUCCUUUCAGUCUGAAAUGUUUUUUCGUGGAAAUAAAAGGGUACUUACGAAUAAAUCUGUCUGGUUGAAUUAACGGUUGUACUGGGUGGCAGUGUAUGCUAACUAGGCAUGUUUGUGUGUCAACUUUAUUUAUUUGUUGAAUUUUCUUGUUGUGUUCUUUUGUUAACAAUGCGCUGUUUAUGAUUGUAUUUAAUGUUAUUUCCCAACCCCUCACUCAUAUAUAUAUAUAUAUAUAUAUAUAUAUAUAUAUAUAUAUAUAUAUAUAUAUAUAUAUAUAUAUAUAUAUAUAUAUAUAUAUAUAUAUAUAUAUAUAUAUAAUGUAACUGUUGCACUUACGUACUAGGAGAAAUAGCAUUAUUUUCUUUUUGUGCACUCUUAUGUGGU